CACCCCCAGAGCGCGAAAAUUAAAGCGACGCGCACGCCAUGUUCCCCUGCUCCUGCUCCUCCUCCUCCUCCUCCUGCGACUUCCUCGACUUCAACCCCGCGCCAGUGCGCCGCGUCUACAGCACCGGGGACCUCCAGGGGAUGAACGGGUUGCAGGUCUCGGCGGCGGAGAGCUACAACAUCAAUGGCCACGAGGGGGGAGGGAUUGGAGGGCGCGUUGGGCGCUACAGCGCGGAGGAGAGGAAGGAGAGGAUCGAGAAGUACCGGAGCAAACGCAAUCAGAGGAACUUCCACAAGAAGAUCACUUAUGCUUGCAGGAAGACAUUGGCCGAUAGCCGGCCGCGAGUGAGGGGCCGGUUCGCGCGAAACGGUGAGCCAGAGAUGGAGACGGAGGUGGAGAUCGAGACGGAGGCGGCGGAGAACGGGUAUUAUGAGAAUUUCGACUACAACGUCUGCAACAACUACGACCAAACACAAAACAGCGGCGGUGGCGGCAGCGAGAAGACACUAGCGGAUAGCUGGCCGCGAGUGAGGGGCCGAUUGGCGCGGAAUGUGGAGGCGGAGAUGGAGGUCGAGACGGAGGCGGCGGAGAACGGGUAUUGUGAGAAUUUCGGCUACAACAUCCACAGCAGCUACAACCAAACGCAGAACGGUGGCAGUGGCAACGACAGCAAUACACAGUGGGGGCCUCAGACUUCGGCAUUAACAGACGAGGAGGAGGAUCGCUACUACGUCGGCGAUGAGCUAUGGGUCGAGUUUGGCGACGUGUUCUCCGUGAACUUUCUCUCUUAAAAGUUAACGCGGACGAGAAAGAGAGGAGCGAGAAAAUAAGAAGAGAGGGAUUAGUGGGAUGAUUUGGUGUAAUCGUACUUAGCACGUAAGUAGAGAGAGAGAGAGAGAGAGAGAGAGAGAGAGAGUGUGUGUGUAGAGAGAUAGUUGGGGAUGUGGCUGCAACCUUAAAAAGCAGUAGCUUUUUGGUUGGGUCUGAGACGUCGCUUACUUGCUCUCUCUUACUGCUUCUUUUGACUUUUUUUACUCUUCCUCCAUAAAAGGGGCUUUUUA
Molecule: messenger RNA, 1061 nt
Organism: Ananas comosus (pineapple)
Lineage: Eukaryota; Viridiplantae; Streptophyta; Magnoliopsida; Poales; Bromeliaceae
Exons: 3
Coding region: 39-791 (250 amino acids)
Biological process (GO): regulation of flower development
Cellular component (GO): nucleus
Molecular function (GO): protein binding
Source: RefSeq, a predicted model, not a curated record